Molecule: messenger RNA, 2972 nt
Organism: Musca domestica (house fly)
Lineage: Eukaryota; Metazoa; Arthropoda; Insecta; Diptera; Muscidae
Exons: 2
Coding region: 447-2861 (804 amino acids)
Biological process (GO): DNA integration
Molecular function (GO): nucleic acid binding
Source: RefSeq, a predicted model, not a curated record
UCUCAAGAUAUAAUUCUACAAUUGUUAACAGAGCAACAAAAAGCAAUGUCGCAACAAACGCAACUGCUAAAGCAUAUGGCUGAUCUUCUUCAAGCACAAGGAGCACCAAAUUCACCACACUCACCACAAACAUCAAAUUCAUCCAAAGCAGCACUAAUGGAAUCACUAGCACAGUCAAUGACAGCAUUCGUAUACGAGCCAGAGAGCGGUCUGAUAUUUCAAGCGUGGUACAACAGGUUUGUGCAUGUUUUCGAAAAAGAAGCAAGCUCACUCGAAGAACAUGACAAAGUGGCCUUGUUAUGGAGAAAAAUGUCGAACCAAGUACAUGAAAGAUUUGCCAACUACGUAUUACCAGCAAAACCUGAAGACAUGACUCUAAAGGAUACAGUAGAGAAACUCAAGAAACUCUUUGGUAAAACAGAAACACAAGUCUCACAAAGAUACAAAUGCCUUCAGCUAGCAAAAGGCGACAGCGAAGAUUUCAGAGAAUACGCAAGCAGAGACUCAAGUCAGCAAAGGACAACGACAUAAGACUUCGCUUACUAAAGGUACUGGAUGAUGAAAACACUACAAUGAACCUAGAUCAACUAGUAGACGAAACACAACGAAUUCUAGAUCUCAAAUCGGACAACAUUCUCAUUGAACAUCAAUCAAAAAUCGUCUGUUCACUCAACAAGCACGCAAAAGACUUUAAGAAGCACAAAACACCCAAUUCACCCUGUUGGUAUUGCGGAGACCUUCACUACGUCAAAUUUUGUCCUUUCCAGAAACAUAAAUGCACAACAUGCAAUCAAGUGGGUCAUAAAAAUAACUUUUGCAACAUCGCUAAGACUGGUAAGAAUUUCAAAUCAUCGUCUGAAAACAACCAGAACGAAUUCAGGAAAUACAGCAAUUCAAGGAAAUCAUUCAAAACUAAGGCAGUUUUCAAAACACACAACAUUAAUUUCCGCGACUUAAGGAAAUACACAACUGUCCUAAUUAACAACAAUCCUGUAAAACUUCAAAUUGAUACUGCAUCAGACAUAUCAAUUGUAUCUAUCAACACAUGGAAAGCUAUAGGUAAGCCUGAAGCCUACGAAACUUUUGACAACGCUAGCGACGCAAACGCAAACUCAAUCAAGCUCCUAGCAGAAUUUCAAUGUGACGUCACAAUCGACAAAACAUCAAAAACAUUAAAAUGUUAUAUAACAGAUAUAGAAAAACUCAAUAUCAUGGGAAUCGAUUGGAUUCAAGCAUUCAAUCUAUGGCAGAAACCAAUAACCUCAUGGUGUCAUCAAAUAAACUUCGUUGAUGAAAUAGCAGAAUUGAAAAUGAAUUAUCAAUCAGUUUUUGAUAACAGUACCCCAGGUCUGUGCAAAACAAAAGUCAACAAUCACGAAAAACCAGCAGAUGACUUUAUAGUGGCUUCAAUAUCAUUCGAAGAAGACAUACGUAACGAGAUAAAUGAAACUAUGUCAGUUCUCCCAGUAUCAUUUAAAAUGAUCGUCGAUGCAACAACAAAAGACACGGAUUUACAAAUGGUCCUCAAAUACAUUCAAACAGAAUGGCCAGAAAGCAAGAAAAAUAUUAACCCAUCAAUUAUUCAAUUUUUCAACCGCAAGGAAAAUCUUUCAACCUUCGAUGGUUGUAUUCUCUUCAAUAAUCGUAUAGUAAUUCCUAAAUCAUAUCAGAGACAAAUCUUACAACAACUUCACAGAGGACACUUAUCAGCAGAACACAGCAAAGCCAUCGCCAGAAGUUAUGUUUAUUGGCCAAACAUCGACAAACAAAUUGAAGACUUUGUUCGGAAAUGCAAAAAUUGUCAACAUGCGGCAAAAAGUCCAGUAAAAACAAAUCUUUGCCCAUGGCCAUUAACUUCACACCCUCUUGAAAGGAUACAUAUAGACUAUGCUGGUCCAGAAAAAGGUAAAUAUUAUCUUCUUAUCAUCGACUCGUAUUCAAAAUACCCUGUUAUAUACGAGACAACAACGACAACCACAUAUGCAACAUUAAAAAUGUUAAACGAAUAUUGUGCACUCUUCGGAAAUCCUGAACAAUUGGUCUCGGACAACGGAACACAGUUCUGUUCAGAACAAUUUGAGAAGUGGUGCAGCAAAAAAGGCAUUAAACACACAAGGACUGUUCGUUUUCAUCCAAGUUCAAAUGGACAAGCCGAGCGUUUCGUUGAUACACUUAAACGUGCAUUAAAAAAACUAGAAGGGGAAGAAACGCCUACGGAAUCUCUCCAAACCUUCCUAGAAGUCUACAGAUCCACACCAAAUCCAAAUGCACCAGAAGGUAAGUCUCCAGCAGAAUCCUUCAUCGGAAGAAAAAUGAGAACGGUCUUCGACGUUCUAAGGAAGCAACAAUCGCCUGAGUAUAACGUCAAUCACAAAAUGGAACAGCAGUACAAUACCAAACACGGUACCAAAAACAGAGAGUUUAGCAACGGAGAAUUGGUCUAUGCCAGAAACUUCAAAGGAAACAAAAGUUACUGGACAACAGGCGAAAUAGUCGAGCGUAAAGGGAAAGUCAUUUACAACACUCUAAUCGACGUUGGGGACAGGAAAAUUCUAGUACGAGCUCAUACUGAUCAACUUCGACAUAGAGAAUCGGUAGAGUCAAGCAGUCAAGAACGACAAAAACUACCAUUGGACGUACUACUUGAAGAAUUCGAAAUCGCUUUGCCUAACCAUCAAGAACAUUUUGCAACUCCAACAGGUUCACCAAACUGGACACCUCAAAGAAUAACAAGUCGCAGACAACCAGUCGAACCUAUUUCAAGAUCACCUUCUCAUCUUAAGGAGGGAGAUGUUGGGGCAACCCACAUUAACAAUAUGGCAUCUCAUGUUGCAACAUCCUAUACGGCAACGCCCAUAUAAUAGGACGCCGUGCUACCGCCAUUUUAGCUUGCUCAGUCUUGUUUUGUCUGUCACUCGAGUCUGACUCACUACAUUGUAACUUCUACAUUCCUUUCAAAUUAGUAGCUGUGA